This is a messenger RNA of Ostrea edulis (European flat oyster), 1111 nucleotides long. RefSeq lists its product as uncharacterized. Lineage: Eukaryota; Metazoa; Mollusca; Bivalvia; Ostreida; Ostreidae. The record is from RefSeq and is a predicted model, not a curated record. The coding region runs from base 19 to 1008 and encodes 329 amino acids. The transcript has 4 exons.
GCAGGAAAUAUUUUCACCAUGAGCUUACAUCUCUCUUGGUUGACAAUAUUUUUAUUUUGCCAACAUUCUUCUGGAAAUGAAAACUGUUUAAAAUCCGGAAUAUCAACGGUAUGCUGUGCAGACUACUUUGUGUCUUACGGGCAGUGCGUUCCGUGCCCAGACGGGUCAUUUGGUCCAAACUGUAUACACACAUGUCCCUAUCCUACUUACGGACGUCGUUGUUUAAUGGGUGAAUGUACAUGUCCUAAGGAAGCCUGUGAUCCAAGGACUGGCUGUAGAGAUUCAUCAAUCAAACAGUUGCCCUCAGAUAUUGCAUCUUUUACAACGACGAAUAUUCCAAAGUCAAAAAACGAAUCUACUUCUGGACAACAAAGUAUCAAUAAUUCAAAACAUCCUGAAGAAAAUGGAAACAGUCCUGAAGAGAUUAAAAACGGUUCAGGGGAUAAAACCGGUUCAGCGGCUGUCAUCGCCGUCAUAUCAGUUAUCGGUGUUCUUGUCAUCAGUUUGCUUGUAACAAUUAUAAUCUUCCAACUCAGAAGGAAAAUACAUUUGCGUCUACAGAAAUCACCAAAUCGAGGCUCUAAUGUGACCAGUCAACGACACGUUGACACUUACUGUGAAAUUGACGACAAUGAGGCGACAGAGGACGCCUGUAACACGUGGAGUGAAUCUGAAAUUUACGAACAGAUCGAUCAAUCAAAGAAGGAUGGUACUAAAUAUACAGUUCUACCGCCCCGUGAAGGCGCCUCAAAGAAGGAGAGGGCAAUAAUGUCUACUCUUUCUAUGCAGAAAAUACUGGAGGCAGACGAUGAUGAAGACACAUGUAAAACCGAAGUGCAGAUGAGAAAAGGCAAGAGCAAUGUUCAAGUUCCUCUAAACAGAACGGACAAAACUUCCACUCAAGUCAGUGGGUAUAUCGACAUGAAUAAAGAAAAAGAACUAGAGGAUUACGUUCACAUGGCCGCAGAAGAACGAGUAUCUGACAAAGGUUCACUGAGCAAAGACUGAUAAAGUAAUCUGGGGAUCAUGAAAAAGUGGUAGAUCGAAAGAAAAACAUACAUAUAAAAACAAUGUAUUUCAAUAACUUUAUUGACAGAUAUUGGAAUGUACA